GAUCUCCUCCUCAAGAACGCGGUGGAGGCCGGUGCAUCAUUGGAGUCAUUGGCUAAAGGUGCCGUCCAAUUUUCACAACGGUUCACUAUUAGAGAACUUGAAGAGCGGUGGCAUUCACUUCUCUAUGACUUGAAUACAUCAACUGAGGCAUCAACUCGUAUCAUAGAGAUUGAGAUUGGCGUGUCGGUCUACAAUCCUUCCAAACUUGGCCGUGCAUGCAAUUCCAAAGCAAAGGAUGCCUCAUAUGGGGGAAAGAAAGGAGAAACUUUGCAGUGCCACUACCACACAAUGCGAAAGAAAGCUCGAAUUGAACCACAUAAAUCUAUCAAAUUUGGUUUCCUCAUGUCAUCAGGCUCACAUGCUGCUAUUGACAAUGAUAGCAGUUUGCAUGAUCAUUUUAAGUUGCCGAAUGAGUUUGCUCACAGUAAGUUUCAUGUACAUGCACCUUUCUCUGACAACUAUGGGCAUACAGAAACAAGUUAUCGCUGUGGCCAGCAUAUUUAUCCUAAAAUGGUUGAGGUUGAGUCCACUGCUCCUGCAAGUAACCUUGCAUUCCAUGGAGGGGUGGUUGGCUCGGGUGGGACCAAACUUCCUGUUGGAAUAUCGGGCACAGAUUGCUUAUAUGGGCAUGGGGAAAAUAUUUCUUCCACUUCAAUAGAUGAAGCUGGAUUUAAUGAUGCUGGCGAGAACUUUGAACCUAACCUCACAGUAAAAGAUUUUCCUCAUGCACUUGAUAGAAAUCAUUGCUCAUCACAGACAUCUAAUAUUCCGGGAUCUACUUCUACAUUUCAUCAGCUUGGGUAUUCCUCUCCUUCACUUGGUCUUCCGAUUUGGAAAACUGAUGUUUCUACUCCGACUCUUCAAAUGGAUGGGCAGUUUGAGGAAAAAGGCCAAGGAGGGGUGACCAUGCAAUGUAUCAAUAAAAUAGAUGAUCAAGCAUGUGAUAAUGUUACUCCUAAGGGCAAGCUAAAUAAUGGAACAUCUACUGCUGCAUUAAAUGAUUCAGCAAUUUUGUUGGAAGCCAACUUUACCGACUUUCCUGACCCUUGCAUGAGCUUUGCUGAUGAUGAUGAUCUACUUCUGAUUGAUGUGGAUGAGGAUGAUAUUGGAGAUGGGUCCUGCUUGAAUGGUCUUGGCUCUAUUUUCUUAAGUUCUCCUACUUCUGCUCACAUGGAUAACUUGCCCAUCCCUGGCGAAUCUAAACCAUCAGAUGCUUUUUGUAUUCCUUUUUGUAGUGAUGCUGACAGUUCUGUGGAACAUCAAACUAUUCAUGAACAGACCCAUAUUGACAACUUUGAUCUUCAUAGCUCUGUUGUUCCAGUAGCAUGUGUUUUGCCCUCAUCUUCAGGAACAUCUCUUAGUGCAGAACCUGUAGAAAAGUUAAUGAUCUGUGUAUUGAACACAGAGGACCAGGACAUUCCAUGCAAUGAUAGCGUUAACUUUCCUGCGAAGUCGUUUCAAGCAUUUCCUACUACUAAUAUGAGGCAAGAUAUUUCAUCCACUGUGGCUCAUCACGGGAAGGCAACUUCAGGAGAUUGUACAUCGGCUAAAGAAGGGAAGACAACAUGUGUACAGCCUAAUGUGACCAAUUUCAAGGCAGGACACUCAUUGCUGCAUUCAACUGUUGAUUGCAGGCUUGAAAGUGUGCCAUCUGACAGGGAUUUGAUAUGUGGAGCAUCCACAGUUUCAAAUAAAAAUAUGGAUGAUCCAAGUUUGAUACCAGCUAUUACUUCACGGUCUGCGCCAGAUCUUUCUCUGAAGCAAGAAGCUACUGAAUUAAAUAGUGAAGUUGCUUGUAUUCCAUCACACCACGAGUUGGUUUCGUCAGAGUUGGGUUGUGUAGAUCCGUUGCCAUCAAUUUCAGACCAGGAGGAGGUCUUUGAGAAUGAAGAAGAAGAAGAAGAUGUUGAUGAUGUACCUAACUUUUCUGAUGUAGAGGCCAUGAUACUUGGCAUGGAUUUGGGUUCUUACGACCAGGAAUCAUGUCUCUUUACCAAGGAAGUAUCAAAAUACCAGUGCGUGGACACCAAGAAGACCAUUAUUAGGUUGGAACAAGGUGCACGUUCUUAUAUGAAUAGAGCCAUUUCAUCUCAUGGUGCUUUUGCAAUCUUUUAUGGCCGCAAUUUGAAGUACUUCAUCAGAAAUCCUGAGGUGUUGCUUGGAAGGGAAACAGAAGAGAUAAAAGUUGACAUCGACCUGGGAAAGGAAGGCCGUGCUAAUAAGAUAUCCAGAAAACAGGCAAUUAUUAAGAUGGAUGAAGAUGGAUAUUUUCAUCUCAGAAACAUUGGCAAAAGCUCAAUUUUUGUUAACAGUAAGGAAGUUCCAGUGAGGAAGCGUAUUAACUUGUGCUCAUAUGCCUUGAUUGAGAUCAAAGGCAUGAGAUUCAUAUUUGAGGUGAAUGAACUUGCCGUGAGGCGUCGCGUCGCUUCCUUAAGACAGAGUACUCAUGGACCUAAAUCAGAAUUUGAUUUCGUGUACAAUUGAGAAAAUUUUCCUGGAUCUGUUCUUUGAGGGUAAUUAUCUAACAGUUUUUUAGGUUAUUUUGAGGCUAUAUUUACAUGCGAAUCUUACAUAAUGUAGUUGGCCUAUAUUUAGGCAAAAAAAACAUGGCUUAGAAAUAUAGUCUAUUUCAAUCUUUUUAGCUCUACCAUAUUAUCCUUCCA
Molecule: messenger RNA, 2663 nt
Organism: Dendrobium catenatum
Lineage: Eukaryota; Viridiplantae; Streptophyta; Magnoliopsida; Asparagales; Orchidaceae
Biological process (GO): positive regulation of transcription by RNA polymerase II
Cellular component (GO): MLL1 complex; Ino80 complex; NSL complex
Molecular function (GO): protein binding; G-quadruplex RNA binding
Source: RefSeq, a predicted model, not a curated record